This is a messenger RNA of Andrographis paniculata, 985 nucleotides long. RefSeq lists its product as uncharacterized. The coding region runs from base 180 to 656 and encodes 158 amino acids. The record is from RefSeq and is a predicted model, not a curated record. NCBI's taxonomy places the organism in Eukaryota, Viridiplantae, Streptophyta, Magnoliopsida, Lamiales, Acanthaceae. The transcript has 5 exons.
CCACUCUCUCUUCUUCUCUCCUGCGGCCUAAAGGUACGAUCUUUUUUCGCGAAUCUCUCCUGCCUUCCUCCCUUCCUUUCCUUCUCCGUUCUCAAUUUGGAUCUCUCUGUGCUUCAAUUGCUACAAGAAAUUGCGUUGAGGUCUUUGAUCGGAGAGGAGAUAAGGCUUGCUGGACUGCAAUGGCGUUCGUGUCCUUCCUCGGUAGAGUGCUGUUCGUCUCCGUGUUCAUUCUCUCCGCCUACCAAGAGUACAAUGAAUUCGGCGUUGAUGGUGGACCAGCAGCGAAGAAUUUAAAACCAAAAUUCAAUGUCUUCUGCAAGCAUAUUACAGCUCAAACUGGAUUUCAAGUUCCACAUGUAGAAAUGCAACACUUGAUAUUAGCUGCAAUUGUCAUGAAAGCCUUGGGAAGCCUCUUGUUUGUUGUCGGCAGCUCAUUUGGCGCCUUCAUCCUGCUUCUGCAUCAGGCAAUUGCGGCAACUAUCUUGUAUGACUUCUACAACUACGACGCCGACAAGAAAGAAUUCACUCAACUCUUUGCUAAGUUUACACAGAGUUUGGCAUUGCUUGGCGCGCUGCUGUUCUUCAUUGGCAUGAAGAACUCAAUGCCGAGGAGGUCGUCAAAGAGGAAGUCAGCAACCAAAGCGAAGACAAAUUAACGCAGUAUCGACGACGGUCCGGCGGCCAUUAUUACAGGCAUCAUCAGCUUUUGUAUGGCUUUACAAAGGUAGAAUUGCAAGAUUUAUUAUAUCUUUGAUUUUAUAUGCUUGCUUUUCUCUACUAUUUUAUUUGAAUUAACGUGAGUAUUGUAUGUUUAUGUUUUGAUGGAAUUUUAGAAAUUCUGUUGCAACAUAGUGAUUGAAUGUGAGGCAGUAUUGGGAAUUAGUUUAAUUAACUAUGGAGGUUGCAGCCUAUGUUAUUUAUUUGUGACCUAAUGGAUUGAACUAUGGAUAUUGAACACUGAUGAAUAACGCUGUUAUUUUAUUUA